AUGGCCGAUCAAACAGAUGAGCUUGUCCUCACCAUCACGCAUCAUGGUCAACCCAUCACACUAUCUUUCCCCGAGGACGCCACAAUAUCCGACCUCUCGUCGCGCGUCGCUUCCGACCUCUCCAUACCCUCCUCCAACCAGAAAUACCUCGUGAAUCCAAAGAUCGGCCUGCUGAAGCCUCCUUUCAAAGAUCCUACACUGCCACUCUCAUCGCUCGUCGCGAAGAAGAUAACACUUAUGGGUAGCACGACGGCCGAAGUCUCCUCUCUUAACGCCACCAUAACCGCAGCCUCUGCGCCUCGUCGUCCAGGUCCCGUAAAGGCGGCCACCCCAGCACGGAAUAGAGACUGGAAGAAAGUGCAGGAUGAGGCACAGUACACUUUCCACACACUGCGUCCCUUACCGUAUCUCCCAAAUCCCGAUCGUAGUCUGAGAUUCUUGGAGAGGCUGCGCGAUGAUGCUGGCAUUAAGGCGGCGAUGCGGACGCAUAAGUUCAGCGUGCCUUUGCUGACUGAGAUGGAUCCUGCUAUGCAUACUACACAGGAGUCUCGUACACUGGGUCUGAACCGCAAUCGUGGCGAGGUCAUCGAACUGCGGUUGCGGACAGAUGCGUAUGACGGAUAUAGGGAUUACAAAACUAUUCGGAACACGCUCUGUCAUGAACUUGCUCACAACGUCUGGGGUCCUCAUGAUCGGAACUUCUGGGAUCUGUGUAAGCAGAUCGAGAGGGAGGUCGCUAGAGAUGAUUGGAAAAGCGGCGGGAGGACUGUGGGCGAUGAAGAGUACGCUGAUGCGCCGGAAGAGGUCUACGAUCAUGGCGGCUGGACCGGGGGUGAGUUCGUGUUGGGGAGUAGCGGGGACACGGUGGUGAGUAGUGCUGGGGGAACUAUACAUGCAGGGAACUUGAGUAGAAGGGAUGUGUUGGCGAGAGCGGCAGAAGAAAGGGCGAAGAAGGCGAAACAGGCGAGAAAUGAGGAUAGUAAUGGCGGAGAGGCAUGAUGAUGAUGACGACAUGUUUAUUGUAUCAGUAUGUUUCAGCGAGCUAUUCCUCCUCCAUACCCAUUGUCUGCUGUACAUCUAUUUCAUUGAGUGGCAGGUCGAAAUCAAGGCUCCUCUACACUCAUCCACGCAUCUCAAAUCGCAUGAUCACAAUAGUGAAGCUGGGGUAUUCAUUGGUACAUAAUAUACAAAGUAACCUUGAAGAAAAGAAGUAAUCCACCCGACCAAUAUCUCGAGUUAUUCUUCCCAAAACCCACCCGAAAAAAAACAAUCUCAAACUCCUUCUCCAAACUCACAACCCAGCACUCCAUCUCGUCCCCGUCUGGCCCUUGGGCACAGCCAAUCUCGGACUCCUCCUCCUCUCCUCCUCCUCCUCAACCCCAACACUCUUCGACCCCCUCGCCCUCUUACUCCUCCUCUUCCUCUCCCCAGCCAUCUCCUCCCCCGGCCCCUCCACAGACUGCACAGGCGUAUCCGGAUGCGGCUGCGGCUGCAAGACCGGCAUGGUCUCGAAAUCCAGCCUCUGCGUCUCCG
Messenger RNA from Periconia digitata, 1533 nucleotides. Lineage: Eukaryota; Fungi; Ascomycota; Dothideomycetes; Pleosporales; Periconiaceae. The record is from the annotation of a GenBank genome assembly.